ACUGAGCGUCCGACCUGCGAACGAGCUUGUGCUGACGGGAGCGCGCACAGCAAUCAUGCCCCAUCCCUCGCUCGUUUUACCAUUGUGGAAAAACAGAGGAAGAAAUUCGUCUUUUACCAGCAAUCUCGCGGUCUUUUAGCGCUUGUUCUGUUGCCAGCUUAUUAGUAAAUGAUCCGGAAUUUUUGUUUGAACACACGUCUUUAAUUAGUCAUUUCCCUCGCAAGUCAAUGUGUCAAAGGGGGCAGCGAGACACAAGAAAGGUCCAGCUGUGUUGGUGUGUGUCGGGGCUCAUUCUUCAUCUCGCAGGCCGUUCUGUUCACUUGAUGCUGUCCACACCGCUGACGGUGCUCAGUUUGGGGAUGUAAACGCUGGGAAGCCACUCUAACGGACUCCAACUGAUGGGACUCGACGAGUGUUUAAUCCCGGAACAAUGAGUCUGUAGGUGCCGGAGCGUGCACCAAAAGGUAAGUCAAGACUCCCCCUGGAUCUUAUUUAACGUUUAUUAAACCUACUAGUGGUGAGCUAGGGCUAAGAAAGAAAACAAGGUUUCGUCCAUACAGGUGGUGUCCUGUAACACGAGCUGCUUCAUCGACGAGGAAGAAGUGUAUGAUACCUGCCAUUCCUACUGAAAUACCUGGGAAAUGUUGACCUAUUCCAUUCAUUCAUUGCAUUAUCAAAGUGCAUAGCCUACCAGAGAAUCAUAGAUAAUGAAGUGGACCAUCUGAUAGGUUCCAUUAAAAUAUCUGUGACAGCAGGCUGGGAUUCUGUGAUGACCGUAGCCUGUACAUUGAAUUUGUUUGCUGGAUUGAGAAUGGUGAUAAAACUGGGCGACUAGGUGUAAGAUGACUGUAAAUUGCAGAGAUAAGACAUCGAGUUAACACUCUGUUGAUGAUAAAAUGGAAAGCUAAUCGGCAGUAGAAACAAACAAGCUCAAAUGGGUAUUGGACAUAGCUACUGACUUGAGGCAGUUUCUGACUCAAGAACAUGAGUCUCAUGCCAACACAAAGCUUACAUACAUUGCAGGAAUUGUUGGGAACAUAAAGCAUCUGUGUUUUUUUUUGUAAUACCUCUUUAUAUUUGUAUUUUUAUAGCUGUUUAGGCUACUUAUAAAUUCUUAGACAAACAAAUCAAAAAUUUGACUGGUAAACAAUGUGUUGUGCAUUUGCUUAUAUUUUUUAGACGUAAAACUGCCUUGAAAGAUUGGCAAAAAACAUAACUCUCUUAAAAAAUAUAAUUUGACACCUAACCAUUUGAAGUGUAACCCCACCUCAUCCUUAAGGUUGGAGUAAAAUUUGGAUUACAGUCACACAGUCACAGGUCAGAGAAAGGCCAUGAAGCCAAUGAUCAUAUUUACUGCUCAAACGGUCUUGCCUUCAAGUGACAGUAGGUACUAUACUAUAAAGCCUUGCAACAGAUCCUACUGGGUACUGCAUCUCACAGGGUACUGCAUAUGUGACAUUUUGUGACUGUGUUCACCCAUAUUUUCAACUUUCUCAUUUUUGACUCCAAUACAACACAUUGACUGAGAUAGAGUUGGCAUGGAAGUUAUGACAAUGAGAGGAGACCUAAAUAAAAAUCCUCUCUUUGAUUACUUCACCUCUCUUGCCCCAGCUUAAACUGAACACUGAUUUAUAAAAAAUAUUUGGAAGUUCAAUUUUUUUUUUUUUUUUUUUUGGUCACAGUUCACUUUAAUCGUAUUCAUGUUUCCAGGACAAACUCUAAACCCUCUGCCAUAUGGUGUGCAGUGAUCCAGCCACAGUCAUAGCUGGAGGUAGCUUAACAUAAACAGGAAGAGUGCCUCUAGGGUAACAUUUGUGAUGCAAAAUUCACUUACUCUGUGACAAGCUGGUCCCCCAGUUAAAGACAAAAUUGUAACCUUAAACAGCAUGUUAGAUUCUGGUUUGUAUCCUAUUUAAAACUUGUAUCACUUUUAAAGCUUAUCAAUUUAUAAACUCCCUCUGCGCUGUGACUCGUGGUCAACUUCAACUUUUACUCUAGAUUUCUACUUUUGGAAGGAAGGUGAAGACAGGGUAUCAAAAAUUGCUGUAGAAAAGACAUUAACACUGUUGUAAUCUUUUCAUUAACUUUGCAGAGUACUUAUGAAAACCAUUUCAAAUAUGGUUAAAGUGGUUGUAGACUAACCAAAAAAAUAAACACAUUCUGUGUAAAAUGUUAGCCUUAAUUCAUUUCGUCUUUUUCAUGGACCAGCUAAAUACAAUGAAUUUGGAGGUUCCUCACACUUGUAGCAUAGGUUUGAGCAGUGCUCCAGGUGGAAUACAAGUGCUAUAGUUCUCCCCUUUUUUACUUGUUGGCACAUGCCUUUGCAGCAAGUAUAAUUAAAAUAGCAAGUAUGAGUAAAUCUAUUCAAAAGCAUUUGUACUAAGUUAUAAAUUUCUACAGAUAAUAAAAGAUACCAUGAGGUAAUGCUGAGUUUUGCAAUAUUUAUUACAAGAAAAAAAAACAAAAAACUUGAACGUGUCACACAAACAGAGAAUCUAUGCGUCUUAUAAUCACCAUGCUCCUAUAGUUUUCCAUCAGGCUCUAUAAACUAGCUUUAGUUUCUUUUAGUAACAAUAGUUUAAUCUCCAAGGAAAAUGGACAAGUAAGCAUCAUGUAAUGCCCAUAGAAGGAUGCAAGCAUCAUGUUGUGUGCCAUAGGUAAUGUGAUUUAAGUGUUUUUAUGAAUCCCCAGGAGCGACUGCGUUAUGGGGAGAACAGGAAAAGGUACUUGCAGCUGGUACGAAGCUUUGCUCAACUAAGAGGGUAAAAUUUACCAAAGCAUUCGUACCCAGCUAAAGCACUAAGUUUGAGGUGAUCAAAUGAAGAAGAAAAAUAUUCAUUAGAGGGAUAGUUUGAUAUUGUUUGAAGUGGGGAUGUAUGAGUUCCAUGUCACUAGUAAGCUUACCAGCCACAGUGGAUGCUGGUCAGCUCUGCCCCUCCUCUUUGACGAGAAACUGUAGGGAGAACUGGCAUGCAUGUUAGGCUACAGUUUCCUGCAGAUGAGGCCAAGUCUUCCAUGAUAUUUCACACAUUUUGUGUGACUCCAAUUUAAGACUUUUAUUGUGUUGAUGUGUUUUUUACUGAUUUAACUACUUUACUGAUGUGUCAUUUUAAUUGUUCUGUAAAGUGUCCUUGAGUGCCCUGAAAGGCACCUAUAAAUAAUAAUAAUAAUAAUAGUAAUAAUAAUAAUUAUUAUUAUUAGCCUUAAUGCCUUAUAUCUCUCACAGCGGUAUAUUACAAUAACAUUAUUUCAGCCUACAAGCCUACUUUCCUCUGAUUGGCCACAUUUUUGGAGGCAGAACUUAAAGUUUUGGCCUCACCCUCCCAUAGUGGUCAAUCAUUAGAGUAGUGGAGGCUGUUCCGCUUUACUGGAAGCACAGAUUAAUUAGUAGGGAGAGCCUAUAGUGCUGACGCAGCUAGGGCUGCAACUAAUGAUUGUUUUAAUAUUCAACUAGUCACCAACUGAUCGGAUAAUUAUGAAUUUAUCUGAAUUAUAAUAAUUAUGAACUUAUCUAGGCUAAAGUGCUCCCAAACUAUGGAGGUCUUUAAGCCCAGACUCGUAGCUGCUGUAUGGGACGCCGGCACUGCCAUGUUUGAAUGUCUGGUGACAAUAGUUGACAUUUGAAUUCAUUGUUGACUUUUUUCAUAAUCAAUUUUUGUCGACAAUGUCGACAAAUCGUUGCAGUCUGGUUGCAGCCAUUUAUUGAGUUGUGUUUUCUCACAAGGUUUUGAGCAGUUCACAUCUACUUUUUAAGAUUAUGACAAAACAUGUUUACCCUAAACUUUGCAUACAUCUAGUAGGGACACCAGUUUUUGUUGUAAAUGUAGAAAAGCAUGAUACCACCCCUUUAAUAGUUCUUAAACUUGAUCCUUUGUAGCCUUUUUCUAUAUUGUUCAAAAAUAUUGAGUGUUGAUAGUUUGCUGGUCUGAUGUCGUAAGUGCAGCAGAGGAAAAAUUGACUUCAUAGAGAAACUGCUUUCACUUACCUCUCUUGAUUGGUAGGUCAGAGGUUAAGGACUUAGAAGAACUUCUGAACAUAAUUAUUUUUGAUUUUCUGAUGACUUGAGCUGAUCGUGUUCCCAUGGCUUGGUUUAUAUAGUUGGGCUGCAUCCCUGUUGUACAAGUGGAACUCUGAACAGACAGGAAGCUGCAUUUGCCCUCAACAUGUUGUUGUCGUUGUUGUUUCAGUCUUUGUGUGCAAGUGCUUGUGCUUACUGUGCUUACAAAGUAGUUAAAGUAGUUCUACCCACUCUAGAGACAUCAUUGUACAGAAUAUGAAAUGCAAACUGUCCUCUCUGAUAACACUCAAGGGUGCCAACAUCCCAAAUAAAUUGAACCUCUAAGACAAUGUUUCAUUCAGAGCUAUAAAUCUACCAGUUACUGCAAACUAAACAUAAGCCCUGCGUUUCCAAAAUAGUCAGCAACAAAAUGGGGAUGUGAUUGGAAGCUCUGAUUAGCUGGAAUCAGAUAGCUUUCCCUUUUUUCCUGAUUGUUAGGUCAAGUGGACCUCCUACCCUGCUGUCAAGUAUCUCUAAAUAUGAGAACAAGUUUGAUAUCACUGUCAAACAGAAAUUAAACAAUUCAUGGCUGGCCAUUAGUUCUCAUCAAGCUGCAUAAGGGACAACCCAAUCAUACACAUCAUAUCAAGUCAAAACUGGUGUUAUACUGUCCAGGCAACAGCAAAAGAGCAUAGCAUAGCAGAGACUCCGAUGUUGCUGAUCACUGCAAUCCUUUGCUUCAUGUCAGGGUCCUGCUACAUAAUAAAUCAUCCUUCGCUUGAAUGUACAUCACGCUGUCUUUAAAUGAAGGCUGUGUAGAACUAACCAGCUUUCAAAACACUAUUAAGAAACAGUAAGUGUAUAGUUAGCUGGUGCAGUGGCGGCUGCUGGUCUUUCAGGGAGGGGAAGCUCAUUUUUUCCCCAGCCUACAUCAUAAAUGUGUUUAUUUAUAUGUAAAUUCUACCCUCCGUUCCUUUUCUAGAAAAUGAUCUGUGACCCUGUCGUGACACAGUAGAGUUGCCAAACACAACUCUAGUUGUUUUUAACAAAGACAAGGUUGCUGAGGAUCAGUAGAGUCUCCGGAUCAGUUCAGAACAACAGAAUGAAAAACUUGCAAAAUGCUUAUCAUGUUCGCUGAUUUUCUCAUUUCACUGUCAAUAAAAAAGGGAUUCCGCUUCAGACAGAUCAUCCAAUCAUCAUGUGGAAGCCGAGCGUCUGGGCCAGCCCACUGCCCAAUAGACCCCCAGAAAAGCUGAGCGUCCAUGGACGGGACAAAGCCCAGCAUUUAUCCAAUGACUGUCUAGUUUCGUGUAGUGAAACAACCCACUCUACACUUCUCCAUUAAAGUCAGUAGACGCUCAGUGUCUGACUGAGGCUGUGUCUCAAUUCAGAGACUGCACCGGCGAAUGGCGCAUUUCAAGUGUGCGUGACGUCAUCACGUGGUGCUAACGGUGCCCCAUUUGGCUUGUGAUUCUGAGCAUGCAAAUGCGGUCCCAAAACCACCCGGCCCCUGCCCCCUUUUCAAGUGUGCAUUUAUGCACGCUUUCGUGGCCUUGGUAUCCCAGAAUUCUUUGCGUGCCGCUGCACAGCUGUGCAUUUCAGGUGAGAGGCUGGACUCGCUUGGAAAUCCAAAAACAGCAGACAGUCAGCUCAGGCUCCUUGAGCGCAUGAUCUCUUAACUCACUAAAAUCUGCAAACCAAACAUAAUACUCUGAUCCGCUCUGCUACCACAAUCAAAAACACUAGAAACAAGAAAGCUGACAAAACUACAUCGGAGUAUCAGGGCCACAUCGAGAAGUUUUUUUUAAAGACUUGCUCUGAUACUAAAAGACUGCACCAGCGGGUCAUUCAGAGAGUUUCUGUGGUUUUUCAAGAAACAAUCCAACUGAUGAUCAACAUUUGUGAUCCAGAGGGAGUCGGGCUCAGACAAACACCACGUCUCUGACACCGACGGUAGCCUACACCUGCAGAAACACCAAUGCCUUAUUAUGGCAUAUGGAUUCAUAUCAUAAAAUAAAGCUCAAUGUCAUUCACAGAUAUUUACGGCUGCAUUUGCGGAUUUAUCCGCAGCAUAUCCAUAUCUGUCUCCACAAAAGCAGCGAUUUCCUCCAAGUCCACCUGUGUUUUUUCAUGAAAAAAAAUGCAUUUCUCAUAUAUUAUUUUUAAAUACCUUAUACUUAUGGCAAUGUGAUGCUAAUGUGCCAAAGAAUGAAGUAUCUCCUUGUUUGUGAAACCUAUACUGAAGCACAUUUCCUUUAAAUGCUCCAUGGCCCUAAUUUUAACAACUCUCCUUUGACAUAACAGCUAACCUUACGACUUUAUUCUCAUAAAUUCAUGACUUAAAUCUCGAAGUCUUGAGAUAAAAAAUUAUCAAUAUGGCACUCAUACUCCUUCAUACAAAACAAUCAUUGGAUGAAUUUUGUGGGAAUGAUCUGUGCUUGUAUGUAUCUGUUGUUUUGUGUCUGUGCAAGGUCGCACAAUAAAAAAAUAACUGCUGUGCUCCGCGGCUUUUCUUCAAGUCAGUCGUGAUGCGAGCCUGAGGGCGGGGACAUUUGGCAAUUUAACCAGGAAGUCCUACGUAGGGUAGACUGUCCCAAUCCACAAAAACCGGACCAUCUCCCCCAGGGUACUCAAGUUGCUAUUGCAGUAUUUUCAUCAGCUGCUUUUUGUGUUAAUCUGACAUUAAGCAUAAUAUUUGUAUUCAUGUUUAAGCCCAGACAUUAGAGUCAUAUGAAAGCUAUCCUCCACAUUGUUUAGCUGAAAGUGCGGUCUUUGCCACACUGUCAACAGGAAGAGGUAAAAUCAUGAAGAGUAGAGUAGGCGAUCUGGGACUCCUCUCUAUAUAUGUUUAUGUAUAUGAAAUUGGGUCAUCUCUUGUGUCACCUCUGCAAUUUGGGACUCAUGACUUUUAAUAAGGGCUUUUGACCCAUCACAGUCAAAUGAACAUAGCUGGGUGACUAGUAAGAAAGCCAGUGGAUGUGAAGUGUUUUGACAUAUUUUUUGAAAUACUAAUGUGAACUUUGAAGUGCUCUUUACUUAACUCUUAAAGCAAAAUACUAUAGCCUAUCAUCCUUUCCAAAAACAACAAGAGAUGAUAAUGACCCAUAAUUCAUAAACAUGUAAAACCGCAGGACAUUUAACUGUGAAGAGAAAGGACCUGUCAACAAGAUAGCAGGACAUUUGUAGUAGGGUUAGGGUUAGGAUAAGGUGAAUGGUCAUUACUGUAUUUAUUUGAACCUUAUCUACCAAAUUUCCUCUACAUUUGCAUUCCAACUUUAUUUUGGAUACUUUAUUUACCUUCAGAAAUAAUGCUCUGGGAGUGUUAGCAGACCAUCACAUCCUGCUUCCUGGACAAGUCAGAUUAAGUGACUUUUUCACAUCAGGGGUUAAUUAGCAGAAUUAUUUUUGUGUUCAUGAGGGAAUGAGCAGUUAGUCUGACCUAUGCUUGUAUCUGCUGAAUGUAUUCUCCAAGACUGAUGCAGUUGCUAUGCAACAAACAAUACAGUUUCCAGUCUGAUUCCAGUACGGUGGAGCAGACUGAGCUACCUAAUGUAAUUGUGAUUAACCUGUGGCAGAUCCUUUACAUAAAGGAUCCAAGCUGAACGAACUUGAAGGUUACAGAAAUCUUCAGGUGAUUGGCUUCAUACAAAAUACACCUUAAUUCAAAACCAGAUGAAUGUACCCUUAAUCCAAAGUGUGUCAAAAGGUAGUGAAGUGCUUAGUUUAUGGAGACUUUUGCAGUCUGGGAAUAACAAACUGAAACUUGAUUAAUUAAUCUUUACCUUCCGUUUGUAUAUGUCUGCUAUAAAUGAAACGAGUGAGUCCAUCCCCAAGCAAAGUCAUGAAGACAAAACCAAGGGCAUGAUCGUCCAUCUUCCUUCCCAGUUUUCCUCUUUUUGAAAACAAAAACAUGUCUUCACAUGACUGAACUAUCAGCCUCAUGAGUCUGAAUUAGAAAAUAUCUGUUGUUGUCCCAGAUUCUCUCUGAGGUGAAGGGUUAAAGCCAGUCCAGCUGAUCGUUUGUCACGUAAGGCUUGGGACUUCAAUUGAUAACUAUAAUGAGUGAAGAGUAAUGAGUGCUCAAGGGAAGUGAGAGAGAUUGAUGGUGUUUUAUUCCCUUGAGAGCCAUUGUAAUCCUUUAUGGGGACAAGGAGAGCUCUUCACCUGCUCUGAAAAGGUGCCCCCACGCACAGCGUGUAAACUGUCUGAUGCCAUUUACAUUUUUAAAAGUGGUGUCAAGGGCUUGUAUGAUAUUUAAUGUGCUUAUCCACAUACAUUCCUAAAGGAUAAUGUGAGCUUUAUCACAAUGUCUUUUUAUAAAGAGGAAAUCUUUUAGAGCCUUUUUCAUAACAAUCCUCUUAAAUGGAAAGCAAUAGCAAAAUAGUCUACCUGACAAACAAAAGAAACUAGUUACAAUGCAUUUUAUUUGUAGUGCCCUUUACAUCCAAGGAUCUCAAAGGCCUACACUAAAAACAAAGAAACAUCACAAUAAAGGGAUAUAAAAACAAACGAACUCGACAUUCACACCAAAGUCUUGUUGAGGAGGGUCACCCAAAGCUCCUGAGAGGAACUUUUAGUUUGUCAAUUUUGGCAAGCUAUUCUCAACAAGUAAGAGUUUAUUUCAGGUGAUAUAUUCUACAGUUAUAGCUAUGAACUAUGGUUUACAGCCAGUGGACAAAGAAAGGACAAUAAAAGCUCAAAAAUCGCAAAGUAUUUUCACAAUCAGUGUUUGUCUUACCCUAAGGGCUUUGACCAAUUCACAAAUUCAGUUAUAAGAAUAUAAAUACAAAAGAACAAUUAUUUUCAGAUCCUCUGUAAGGUCAGGUUAACUGAGGAAAAAUAAUAAACUGUCCUAGCUUGGAAGAGGGACAAGAACCCAUGAUUCAGAAUGGUAUGAGGGUUGUGGUAACUGUUCCCGGGCAGAAGUACUGCUUUAGACAGUCCACACACAGUCAGUGUAAUGUUGCAUGUGUAGCAUUAUGACACUGCAAUGCAUGAUAGUCAACACAAGAUAAUAAAACUUGUACAACCUUAAAUUGUCUUUGUGAGAAGCAGAGUUUAUGGUCAUGAGCUGUACAUGAAGUACAAGAAUGCUGAACAUUUGAUCAACGAAGUCAUCAGAGAAAGUCCAACAAAAAAAAAACAAAACAGAGAAUUGGAUCUAUAAAAAUGUCUGAUAUAUCAGAUGAAAUCUUCAGGGCUUUGACAUAACAAGACCCCUCACUGUUGAUUCUCAACCUUACCAGUAAGACACACAUCAAAAAGGAAUGUCUUGUGGAAAAAUGUAAUUGAUCAUUUAUCUCAUUUGUAUUCAGAUGAGAUGGUGAGAUUGAAUUAUAUCGUUAUUAUAUGAGAUCAUCGGCUCUGAUCUUUAUGAUCAAUAAAUAUAACCCAAUCAAUAUUUUGGCAUUUUAGUGAUAUAAAGCAUCUCAUCAAAUCUUUGAUAAUCUGUUUGUCUUUCAUUACAUAUAGGACCACUUAUGUCUUCUGAGUGCAGAUUUACAUUUUGUUGUCAAAACACAGAGUAGUAUCAGAGCAGUGUCAGAACAAGUAGACACAGUGACCUUAUUACAUUCUGAAAAAUGAAACAGGAUAUGUAAUAACAAGAAACCGACCAUGCUAUGACUGUGAAUGAAAGAGCAUUACAGAGCCUUUGUAGACUCUUCAGAUGUUUCAUAAUUGCUUUUAGGUGGGACCGAGAAAUGAAGGACUGUUGUACAAAACACUUAACCCGUCAAAACUGCAGAGGACUGUACUUGUGCUGGGCAGCCACCUAUAGCAUAAGUGUUUUUAGUGUUAAUGUAAGGCAGAAUGCUGCGACUGCUGCAGAAAAAUUGGGGAAAAAAAACAUACCUGCUGACUUGAGUUUCAAGGUAAAGCACCUGCCAAGAGAAAGCAUCAGAGAUGUAAUAUUAAACACUGCCCAGGGGAAAGCUGUGCAACCUCGGGGGGCAGAGUAUUUUCCUCUCUGACAGCCCCAGGGACAAGUGGCUGCUUCGGCAAUAAGACCUCAUGCAUCACAUCUGUCAGGAGGGUAGUUUGUAAUAAAGGCCUACCUUUUCUUGUUCUUCCUCUUGUUCUUGUUCUUCUUUUUCUUCUUCAGCUCACACCAACUCCAAACUGAAAGAUAUACGUAGGUUUGCACCUUUUGUAGAUAUAUGAAACUCAACACACAAUUUACAUGGUAAGAUGGAGACCAGAAAAUCUUCAUAGUCCCAUGAAAGGUUUCCAUAUGGUCUGAUCUGAUUCUGAUACACUCAUCCAUUUGGCCUUAAAUUUGAAAGAUAAAUAAUGUCUGUAUGCCUGCCAAAAUCCACAUAGGAACACCUGUGUACUCCUCUCAGUAUCUUCAAUGAAGAAGAUAAAUAAAAAAUGUAAAAAGUACAUGUUCUCUUUUGUGCAAUAUAAAGCCAGGAGAUGAAAGUGCACUGCUCAGCAGUUUUAAACAGCUUUGCCAUAUGCUUAUGGUGUUUCUUUAAAUGCUUUUUAUAUGAACAGACUGCUGGUUCUGUGAUGACAGAGACAGGAACAUUACACAAUACACCAGUAAAUGUCAUAAUUGCCUUGAGGAGAAAAAAGAUGCAGAGUAACCUGUACUGAAAUACUUUCAAACAAAACAUUUGGGGUGAUUUAUAGGUAAAAGUAAGAAGAAUCUCCGGUAUUGUCCAAGUUGUAAAAUGCAGGGCAAUCUUGAUGCUGCUUCAGACAGAACACUGUAAAAUAUAACUGUUUUGAUCAGUUUGACUUACUCUCCUGCAUUUUUCUUUUAUAGAAGUUCUCUCACAUUUUACGAAAAAUUUGAAUCUUUUAAAAGUCAUCAACAGUUUUAGGAAAUGAAGUGGUUACAAUAAGCCUUUGCCACUAAAACUUUUUGACAACUUCUAUUAUUAAAAAAACAAAAACAAAACAAUUACAUUGUAUGAGUUUUGGGGCUAAUAAAUACACUUACAUGUCACAGCAGAGUAUUAACAAAGAAAGAGGAUCCAAAAGGCAGACUCAAAAAAUACAGAUUUAACAAACAAGUGUUUCAAACCAAGGCAAUAUUAAAAACUUAAAUGCAGAUCUAAAGAACAGAACACUAGGGGCAGCGAAGAAUGCAGGAUCACUGAGAAUACACAAGAUGAUGACAAAACAUGGACAAACUUAGACAAUGAACCAACAAUGAAUGAGGGGAAAACAGGGACUAUAAACACACUGGGAAAUGAGCAACAGGCGAGACUCAUGAGUAAUUAACAAAGGAGAGAAAACUAAGGAAGUACUAGAAAUACCACACAGGGACCGACUCCUACAAAAUGGAAACACUGAAAACUUGUGUCUGUACUAUGCUGCUGUAAAUUUGGAAUUUCCCCCGUGGGACUAUUAGAGGAACAUCUUAUCUUACCUUAUCUUAUCUUAUCUUAAGAAACCAAACAGUAAGAAACAUGAACAACAGGAACAUAAGAAUAAUGAACACAGGAACAACAGGGAACAGAAACACGAGAAAAAAUUCACUAGGAAUAAAACUAAAUUACAAAACCAUGAAAAAACUAAACUACCUAGAAUCUAUCAUGGCAUGUUGUACAUGAUUUUGAGCUCCCUUGGAGUAAUACAGAUAAAAGAGGAAAAUAACAAGCAUUUUAAGCGCACAAAGUUCAGAAAACAAUUGUUUGUUACAUCAAUUUUCAUCCAUUAUGAAUCCAACUCUCAUUUGUCCCUUUGCUCCAAAGUUGCUCACCAUUUAAAGAUUGAGCAGUUCAUGAAAGAAAAGUACUAAAAAUAUGCAAUAUAUUUUAUGUAAAGUCAUUGCACAUUGCCCUCACAUAAUCCUCCCUCCAUCAAGACCUGAGGAAACAGCUCUUCAGUUCUUAGAAAUCCAGCAUCCUGAUAUUCGAAAAGUCCUGACAGUAUAUGUAAUUGUCAGGGCUGAUUUCCCCUGUGUGUAGAGGACAAAUUUGGCUCAGAGACAAGGACCCAGAGGGAUUGUGGGUUAUAGGGCUGGUAGUUCAAAUAUGGUAAGAAGACCCUUAAGUGAAGUGUUAAAAUAAAACUAGUGCUAUAACCAGUGCCCAUGCUUUCCCUGUUGAUAUCAAAUCCCCCUGUGCUCAGAACUAUGCCAGCACUUCUACAGUAUCCGUACUUAUAGUAAUGUUCGAUCUUUGCUUUUUCAUGUAUUACUGUUACAGAAAGUGUUACUUUCUCAACACUGAUACCUCAAAUAAUUUGCAUUUAUUCUUAGUGAACUAUAAAAUAUUGCACAUAAAAAAAGAUCUGUGGACUGUCUUACACUAAUCAUAUUGCUAGAUAUUGUUAGAAAUACUAUUGAUGAGUUUGAACUGGUUGGAACCUAGAUUCUCUGCCACAAGGGUAUCUGCAGCCCUGUUGAUGGAAGUGAACACAUUUACCUAAAAGGCAAAAUGAGCAGGUGAUCAAAAAUCCUUCAGCUGAAAAGAAAACAGUCACACUACUAAAUCUUUACACUGGGAAUUUGCAUAUUCCGUCAUAGAAGUGAUUAGCAUUUGUAGGCCAUCACCCUGACGAGUCAGCACCCAAAAUUCAAGUCAGUGGAAUGAAUUAUGACUAUAUUUUUUGUAAAAGGCCCAAAAUGUCAUUCAUAUAUCAUACAGGCCGUGGUCAUAUGUUGUGCUGAAGCUGUAGCAUAGCCUGCGUCACUGGCUAAGGAUGUAACUCUGGUCAAUGACCACUGCCAUGCUUUAGUGUUCUACCAUCUGUCUGUAAACAAGCAGAGCUGACAGAUGGCGUCUUGUGGUGUGGCAGAGUUUGGCAGUGUUUAGAUCUAAAAAAUGUUGAUAAAUAAUAAUAAAUAGUAAAUAAUGUGUCUGGUUGAGCUGGUUUUUAACUACUCUUGCAGAGCAAUGCACAACUAGCACAGGUAUAUGAACAGUAACCUACGAAGCGGACCAAAGUGAUAUUUACUCUGCUUACUGCUAACCAGCCAUGCUCUGCAAACCCAUUUGACAUUGUUUAGCCACACUCCAGGGUUCGAGUUAGGGUUAGGGAGAGGUGAUCCUGUCUUUAGCUAUUCGUGGUGCUGGUAUUGACUGUUUUCUGAGAGUUUUCCCACUUGUCAGGUUGUCAGGAUUAAAAUUGCACUGAAACAACUUAGAAGGACAGUUGUGUAUCUAAACAGCCCUACUCGUCCCUAUUUCUUAAAGCUUUUGUCAUUACUUAAAGGUAAAAAUCUCUUCCCUUGUUUUGUGCUAGUGCACUCUGCUCUUUUCAUCUGCUGAAUAUGUUGUAAAAGGAUGUCUGGCCAUAGUCCAACCAGUGGAAGGUCUUCACAAAUAAUAAGUCUUUCAAGCUUUAAUGGUAGCAGAUCUGGUAAACAAGAGUCACAAAAAAAUUGCAUGAUGCAUAUCAGUAAUAUGUAGCUGUUCACACUGUUAGAGCUUCGACAGAUCUAACAUAGAAAGUAGAGAGAGUCCAUCUAAGGUAACAGCAUUAUUUAUUUAAGGAGCUUGUGUAAUGUUGAACAGGUGUAGAAGUCCCUUGAUGGAUGGAUAGAUGGAUGUUAGAUAGAUAGAAUUUUUUCCGUAGUGUUUUACAACUUAAAUCGCAAAAAGUUCAUAUACAAUAGAGAAAAGUAAUAGCACACGGAUUCCGAUCAAACCUCACGUUUUGAUGUAUAAUUCGGCCUACAACUCUUCAAGCUGUAGGACUAGUAGGGAAUCAAAAUUUGUCCUGAAGAGGAAUAAGAAAAAUUCCACAGCAUAACGAUAGUGCCUUGGUGUGUUUGCCCUGAUAAUUCAAGGCAUUUUAACGAUAAUCGAUUUUAAGAGUAUCUCAGACAAAUUCAACACAUGCAACACAAACACACAACCAGUCAUGCUCAUUGGAGUCUUGCAUCAAAUACAGAAAACACCUGAACAUAAAUUUCUAACCAGCUCAAACUGUAGGAGACAGUGUCCACAGAAGGUUGGAAAAAUCUAAACAGAAGCAGGUAAACGAAAGGAUCAGCACUGAAGAUAUUAUCCAUCUGUUGUUUGUUCAAAGUCUCUUCAGUACCAAAAGCUGUUCCUACGGGUAGAGAAACUACAGUUGCCUGCAAACAUCUUGUUAUGACCUGGUUUGACCAUAUGCAGUUUCUUGUAUUAACUGAAUGUUGCCCUUGUCUCUUUGGAGCCUUGUGAAUCACCCCAGUAGAGGAGCUUUGAAUUUAUUUUCUGCUUCUCUCAGCUUUUGCUGGUAAAUUUUUGCUGGCGAAUUGUUUUUGUACAGUGUUCUUGAAUUGAAACAUGUUUUACAAUCAAAAGGAGAACACUGUUGGUUGAGUGGUUUUCUGAUUCCCCCUGAUUCCCCCUCUGUGGUUUAAGUGUCUUUUUGUUGUUAGUUCGAUGUGUGACAGCAAACCAAAGGGGAGGAUCUGCAAGAGGCCCAACGCUCUUCAUCAGGAGAAAUGCUGCAAAUGCUCAAACAGUGCGUGCAAAGUCAAAAAAAAGCUGUUAAAUCAAAUAGAUGUAGAAAUAAAAUAUUUGGCUCCAUCAAAUAUCACCACACAGGACGUUUGAAUUUUGAGAGAAAAAUAAUGUAAGGUAAAUAAGGGGUUAAAGCCCUAGCCAGAGGCUGUUUAUGAAUUGAAAUGCUGUUCAAGGGAGAUAAGAAAGAUGAAUCAUUAAGAAAAGAGGAUGUUGAUAUGGGCCUUUGUGGGGGCCGAUGUGAUAUGAUGCUGAGUAUGUGAAAAUAUUAUUAAUCAGCCAGUUUAUUGAUCAGUCAAUUAAUCAGUCUAUCCAUAAAGGUCCUUACACACCGGGACCGUGUGAUUAUUUCGGACGUCAAUAUUUUUUCCAAACCUGUAUCCUGUCAAUACAAGCGUUCACAUCAGCGACGUUUUCCUGUUCUGCAAUAUUGCGGCAUUUAUUUUUUUGGAUCAUGGUCGAUUUUUCUAAAAUUUUGCAUACUGUGUCCACUUCUGACCAAUCAGAUUGCGUGUUGUUGCAACGUCUGAUUCACCAGUGUAUCUGACAUGGCUGACCAACUGAUUGUUUAUGUGUCGGAGAACAGAGUGCUUUUUGAUAAAAAACACAAACAUUACAAAGAUAACGACCUGAAGGACAACUUGUGUAGAGUCAUAGCGUCAUAGCUCUCAUAUGACGAUGGUUUGUGUGCUUUAACAGUUUGCUAAACAUCUUUAUUUUAACUUUCAUCUAUGCUAAGUAACUUUAGCUCGUAAGCUAACCUGUUCGGAUACAACAUACCAUAUGUAUUUUCAGUGUCUCAAACUUUAUCGCGUUGCUGUCACAGCACCAUUAGGUCUCGGUUGUUACCUUAAGUUUAUGGAUUAUAGUUUAAUGUGCUUAUCUGGUACUGGCCCCGACUCAAUACAUGCUAUCAUGACAGACUGUUUUUCAGUUGUGUCUUUUUCCCCCCGGAAAGUCGCAAAUUCGCAUCGGGCUUGAUGUGUAUAGUCAGGUGUGUCAAAAUUCGCCUCUGAAUAUUUCAUAAUUUUGUGUUCUAUAUUCGCAUCGGCCCGGUGUGUAAGGACCUUAAGGGUUAAACUAUAUUAAACUAUUAUCCCUAAAUUAUUCUAAUUUUAAAAGUAAAUGUAGAAAUUGCUUUUGUUUUUGGCCGAUUCAAAUUUUAUUGAAAUUUGAAUGACAGGAUAUGUCACAGUUGUGACACCAGCAGAGUGAAUGAGACAUGGCUGUUAACUUCAAUUCAAAGUAAUUUAUGGCUGCGAUUUAAUUGAUUUUCUUUGUAUAAAUGAUCUGCUUUAAAAGAAUUAAUGUUACCUAAAGCAAACAGGGAAAAUUAGAAAAGAAAAAACAUUUUUGGCAUUGCUAUUUAAACUUGUUGUCACAGUUCAGCAAGUUUUCAAUUACAUAUUCCCUCAGAUGAGAAUCAGUAUUAAUCAGAACAAAUUUAAGGGGUUAAGGAUCAGGGAAAUAUACAGUAUAUGGGUUAAAAUUAUGUGCUUUAGAGUGUUGCAGAACACUCUCCCAGUCAAAGCAAUAGGUGCAGAAAGGCCGAUCUGUCAAUAAAGAAAAUGGUAAAUCAUAUAACAAGUGCUAAAGAAGCAAAGAGGUUUGAAAUGGUAAAUGGAGUAUGUUUUUACAGUGCUUUCUCUUGUCUUUUGACCACUCAAAGUGCUUUCACAUCACAUGCCACAUUUACCCUUUCACACCACACACACACUGAUGACAGACACUUUCUGUAGACGUUUGUUCCAGGCUGUAGAGGCAGAAGGUCAUUUUUCCCUAGUUGUGCACAAACCGAAGGAAGGAGACAAUCAUGAAGCACUUACAGCAUAGACUACAGCUAAACAAGUCAGAUGAUGUAAAUAGAUGAAAUAAUUUUGAUUCACUUAAUCAGAAGUUGUUACUUUACAUGUAUGUUCUGAUAUGUUGUUUAAUACCUAACUAAACAUCCCACUGUAUUGGCUCUAUGGAUACAAAUUUAAUGCAAAUUGUAAUAUAAAUGCAAUUGUGAGACUGAUCCCUAUUUAAAGCUGUAAGGUAGCUGUUGUAAACUUAAGUGUACAGGUGCCCCAGUUUUUGUUCCUUUUUUAUCCCCAGUAAUUGAUUAAAAGCACUAAAUUACAUUCAAACACAGUUUUUGAAACUUUGCCUUCAGAACCAUACUAAUGAGCUGUUGUUUGUUGUGAAGUGUGAGAUGUUAGUACUCUGUUGGUCUAUUGCACUUAUCCUCAGUGCCUGUUUUUGAGUUAUGCUGAAUUGUAGGAUUUAUAUACUGUAAAUAAAAUGACGUCACAUUCACCCCUGAUGAAUUUCUUUUAUGUCUUUGGACUCCACAUUUGGAAAUAAAACUGGCAAAGCUGAGUGCAUUUAUUUCACAAACUACCAAACAUCUAUUUGGGAGGUAAGAUGAAAAUAGUCAGUGUGCCAAUAAAACCCAAUGACCAUGUGAGCUGAAUGGAACAAGGUUGGAGGAAUCUACACAGAAACCUUUGUCCAUCUCCUAAACUGUGUUACCACAUGUAGAAACAAAUGCAGGGGUGAAAUAAUAUUAUAUCUAACAACACUAAAGGCUUCUGUUAGCUAGUGAUCCACUUUGCAUGAAGAUCUGAAAUGAGUUAAACAGGAGUCAUGACUGAGUCAUACAAAUACAUCUCCAGUGCAAAGAAUGAAUGGAUCAUAAAAAAACAACAACAGUGGUUCCUGAUAAAUCCAGUCUUAAAUUCUGUUUACUAAAAUCUACCUUCUUGGCAGGGAAAACAAAUCAAUGCAUACAGUUUAUUUCCCCUUUGACUGGAAUGGCAUUCAUCUGCCUUUAAUACUGCAAAGAGUACAGCUACAUCAUAUUUUCACAGUGACACCGGUGUAGCUGGACUUUGGACCUGUGGUGGUUUGUGUGCUAGUUUUGCUGUGUUUAGUGCUUGACUCAACUGGGGAUUCAGUCUUCAGUCAACAAACAGUCUGCAGCUCAGUCUGUCUCCCCCACCUGGGAAGUCCUGGAUCAAAGCGAUGAAUCAUUCCUUUUAUAUCUCUGCCUGCUUUAGUGAGUGUGUUUCUCUUUUAGUUCUUUCAGCAUGUGAUAACACUUAAACAUGAUGGAGUCUUUGAUCAUCUUUGUAGCUUAAUGCUCGUGAGAAAUAGCUGUUCUGUGUUCCAUCCUCAUAAUCUUUGUUUCGUCUUCGAUUGAAUUCACACACCUCUAUAUGACAAUGAAGCAGCUUGGGUGAUGUCUGUGGAUAUUCAGAGCAGAAGGAAAAGAAAAACCCAAAAUGUUGAUGUGAGUUUGACCUCAUUUUAUUUUGUCAUUGUCUACACUCCAAGAAUCAGACCCUGCUGGCCUUCAGACUUCCUCUUGGCAUCAUCCCAGUGGGCUUUGUGAAAAGUAAACACACUGUGCUGUGUUUUGCUCUGACAGAAAGAAGACUGAAGACUUUAACUAUUUAUUUUAAUCCUUCUUGACGUCUCUUCCUUGGUCAAAUCUUAAGUUACUAGAAUUGGAUGCUUUGUUUUAAAUUAUUAGCAGAAAAAAAAUCCCAAUGUUUUUCAGGGUUAUUUGCCUUAUCUUUGUUCUCUUUUAGAUCUCUAAGAACAUUCAAAAUGCUGCUACACAACCUUCUAUAAGCAGAACUGAACCUGAUUGUCUCAGAGAUAUUUGGGGUGACUCUGGAGGGCAGAGAGAGAGAGAGAAUGAGAGGGUGAAAGCGCUGAUGGUUACAUGGUUCUUGUCAUUUCCAGUGUCCCUUCAAAGGGGUCUUGCCCACAGCACAUCAGUGUUUGAACAAGCGAAAUGACAGGAAAUAGAUGUGACAACAUGCUUCAGCUGUGCCAAGCAUUUAUCACUCCAUAGUUGUUAAGCUGAACAAAACAGAAUUUUACAGGGAAAAAUGUGUCUUCUUGAGUUUGUUUCAAUGGUCGCUCUGUCUUCUGAAACAAUUUGGAGGACAUAAUUUAGAAGAUAUUUUCAGUGGUGUCUCAUGCACACAUUAUGCCUCCUCUUGGUAUUUAUUUCUUUAUGCACAAUGUGACCAUCAGAGCAGUAAUGAUUCACUUCUGUGAUUCACAUUUUUCUUUGAAAUAGCAGUUGCAUAUGACUGUAGCUUUCUGCAUUUCUCUGACAUAUCCUCUCAGCUUUUUAAUAUGAGCCAUGCUGACUGAUUACUGAUCAGUCUUUGCCAUAUGAAAAGGAUAAAGAACCAUGUUAGUAACAUGUUAUGAUAAGAAUAACCCCAUUAGGUCACUGGGAUGAGGGAUUGUGUAAGAUGAGAGAAUAUUUAAAUUUGAAGUGACUCAUAAUUAUCUUUACAUCCUCUCUCCCUCUGUUGCUGAUCACUGCCUCCAUUUCUGUCUUUUGCUUUCAUUCCAGUCUCAGGCUUGUGAGGGAACUGCUCCGGCUCUUCACCCCACCCCCCACCCCCAGUAUCUUAUUGUGUCGCACAGCUAUGAUGUCCUUUCCCCUCUGCGCCCAUCUGAUGGAGAGUGCACGCCCACCCAGAUAAAAUGCCUGUCCUGUUUGUUGCCCUGCAUCCCCUCCUGCCCAUCAUCACCUCCUCCUUCUCCUCGUGUGUACCUGUUCUCACCAACAGCUCCCUGCGGCCCCCAAGGUUCCGCCCUGUAGUGCUCCAACAUGGUGGAUGAGGUGGCCACCAUGAAGGAUGAUGUCAUCAACGCCAACACGCUGGCUUGGCUGGUCUGCUCAGGCGUGUCCAUCCUGGCCAACACAUGGAGUAUCCUUAGCGUCAGUGCCAAGCAGAAAAAGUGGAAACCACUGGAGUUCCUCAUCUGCACCCUAGCAGGCACGCACAUCCUCAACAUGGCCAUCCCCAUUACCAUGUACUGUGUCAUAACGCUGAGACGCCAGCACUCCAACUAUGAGUGGAAUGAGGGACUCUGCAAGGUGUUUGUCUCCACCUUCUACACUCUCACGUUGGUCACCUGUUUCUCUGUCACUUCGCUUUCUUAUCACCGCAUGUGGAUGGUACGCUGGCCUGUCAACUACAGGUAAGACAAUCAAAAAAGGCUCUGUUUGACGGGAUAGUAUGUUUCUUAAUGGGUUUUAUGAGAUACAUAUCUACAUGAAGAGAAGUAGCCACAGGUGAUGCUGGGUAGCUCAGCCCCUUUAUCAAGGAACCGACAGAGGAACUAGAGCAGAAGCUAGACUACCAACUGUUAUCUUUGGGGCCUGAUCUACACCAUAAUUUAUCACAUUUUUCACAAAUUCCAACCAUAGCACAAUUCUUGGUGUAAGUGUAUGCUCUAUUGGGAAAUGUAUAAGCACCCAACUCUGCCACCAGAAAGCGCAUUUAGUUUUUGCAGUAUUUGUGGAUACAAAACAUUUGUGCUCUGCUAGUGCUUUAAUCAGCUGUUUGUGUCUGUGAACUUUAAGGAGACAACAAGAGCCAAAAUGAAUAAUGUGUCAGUCUGCUUUUUAAUGUGGAUACAAGUGAACUUACCCGAGUUUAUGAGACUCAGUGGACCAACAGAGAGAUGGGAGAAACUUCUUUGCUAAGAAAGCAGAAGAGCAAGUUUUCUUGUGGUACAGGUGUCUAGACUAAGGGCUCUAUUUUGGUGCCUCGCCGGAGACGUGCCGCAAGCGCAGAGUCAAUCAGAUCCGCCGCGCUGACAAGGCGUUCCCAAGCACAUUUUGGUAUUUUGGUGAGCCGCGCAGCCCGGCGUAAGUAUCCCCCCUCCCUAACUCAGCUCCUCCCGGCAGCAUAAAUCAUAGAAGGGGAGGAGAGAGUGCGUAUAGGGGUUUAACACAGCCGAGACCUGUUUUCACCAAUCACAUAAGCUCCUCUCCUUGCCUUUAAAUCCGCCACCGGCGAGGCGUAUUACUAUUUUCAUGAAGUAGUCAAAGAGAUCAAGAGAUGUCUGAAGACAGCUAUGCCACACGAUGGCGACAGAGGGCAGCUGCUCAACAAGUGUCCUCCACACUCUCUCAUCUGAGCACAGAUAGAUUUGGUGUGCGUAAUGUUGGACCCACUGGUAAGACAAACACCCUUUUCCACAAAAAAGACACUCACAUAAAGUUGCAUAUAUUCAAACCUCACGUGACAAAGGUGGGUUUAGCGCACAGAUCACAACAUAAACUCCAAAAAUGGCAAUAAAAUCGGAACCAUCUGUGCGUAAAUGACGCAUCGCGCUCCGUGGCCUGGCUCUUUCUUUCAUAGAUGUUGGCAUAUAAAAUAAAUUUGGCCCACAGAACUGAAUAUUAUAAUAUCCGUAUGUCGGCUUAAAGUAGAUAACGCAUCUGAGCACUGAAACAAAUCAUCUGUUCAGCCGCAGCAGCUGCAGCAAGACGGACAGAGGACACGGAGACGUGUCCAGGUCGAGCUGUGCGAGAAAUAAGAGGAAGAAAGAAAAGGAGGGAGACACAUUACAUAUCUUGUUAACUUCAUCAUGUGUGUUUAUUUACUAGAUAUUUAAUUUAAUUUGAUGCAGUUUCAGCUGUAUUGAUUCGGUCAGGUUGUGUGCCCAAACGCGUGCCAAACGCGUGCCAAACGCGCUCAUCAGAUCAGAUAUAGAUCAGAAUAUAUCGAUAUAGAUCUAAAUGUAUGUGCUGACUCAGAUUAAUAGUUGUUGAUGAUUAUUUAUUGCACUGUAAUGUGCCUGACACUGUGGAAACCUGCCGGUGAGGCAUCAGUGACGUAUGUCGAUACGCCGCCGGUCUACCAAAAUACUACAAGACCAGCUGCGUUCCGCCUUGCGCUGAAAGCUGACCAGGUUUGAAUCGGCGAGCUUUCAGCGCACGUUACACGCCGGUGGCGAGCACGAAAAUGUCACUGCGCCAGCUGAUUCUGUCAACACCUCCCCCUGCCACGCCACCACGCCCAGCUUGGCGGAUCUCGGCUCGCCUCCGUGCGACUCAGUCCACGAAAAUACCAAACUCGCCUUACGCUGGGCUCCGCCAGACGAAAAUACAACUGCGCGGGGCUCGCCGCCCUCCGCCGCCUCACCGGCGCGAACGAAAAUAGAGCCCUAAGAGUUUAUGUCCCAGUACCAGAAAAAAAAAAUUAUAGCAGAUCAGGGUCUUCGGAAUCAGAGGAUACCAGCAGCUCACAUAUAGCUGCUGUCUGCAUCACUUGCCAACUACAGUUUCUUUUCCUCAGUGAUCAGAUUCAUGGAAAUGGCUUGGCUCUGACUGUCUUUGUUGUUUACUGUUGCAAAAAAGUUUUUCCCCUCUCUCAGUUUUAAGCUGUUGAGGGAGAAUACAGAGGUGAAACUACUACAACCAUCAUCAGCUGGGUGUUAGAAAAAUUUAAUUAGAUGGAAAAUAUCAAAAUUCACAAUUUAUCAGUGGGUCAUACGUCACAGAACCAGACAACAGAAUUGUGUGCUUCAAAAGGAUGAUCACAUCUGUGCCGUAACCAGCAAUAGUUGGAAAAAAGGUGCAUUGAUGAUAAAGUCAAGCACAGAAGUAUUUACAUAUAAAACAAGAAUUUAAACAGAUAAUUGUGUUUUGGGUGGAGUUUUUAAAAAAUUCUAAAGCGCAUGAUACAGCUGACGCCAUCUGCAGCAGUUGAUAGCUUUGCUUCUGUUCUGUUGUCAACCAUUUUUUGAACAAUGGGGUCAAACAGAAAUCCUGUGGAUAAUAUAUUUACUUUAAAAAGGUAUAUACACUUAUUCCACCUUACUUCAAUAAAUAGGAAUUCAGUCUAAAAUGUUCAACAAGCCAGAUACUGCAGAUUUCACUUUAUUAAAAAAUAUAAACGCCUUUUGUAGAUUCAGAUGAAAGAGCUAUGACUUUUUAAAUGCAGUUUAUAACAGAAAAUUUGUUUAGCUCCAGUCUUCCAAAAAUCUUUUUUAUUUUUUCAUUUUGGUGCCUUUGUUGUAUGUCUGUGUUAAUUCUUCAGGUGAACUGGUGUUUGGCUAUUAUCAUUGUUCUUUCUAUUACUGUUUACAACCGUUUUUGAGGAAUGAGCAGCAUCCAGUGAAAGCUCUCCUGUCAUCACAUCAGCUUGUUGUUUUUAUUUGAGGUAACACCAUGUUUAACUCUCUAGACUAAGCAGCUGUUUGGUCUCACUUUCAGCUUCAUUUGGUUCCUCACGACAUGCAGUAUUACCAAGUAACACUGAAUAAUACAGAUCAGAGUCACCUCACACUAACAGUCAGCACUUCGCUGCAGUAACACCAUUUUUGACUUGUUAGACUUCCAAGGCAUCUGCUCCUCACAUAUUAUCAGAUGUUGAGAGUAAGAUAGCUGUUUAGUUGAAGACCAGAUUUGAUACUCAUUUUGUCUGCAGUUAGAGAGCAACAAGCAAUGCCUGUCUGCUUAUGAUCUUAUGAUAGAUAAGGGAAGUUAUACUUUAUUGAUCCUCACUGGGGAAUUUUCCUUCUCACAACUGCCCAUAACAAGGUAAGCUAUUGGGAAUAAGGACUGAAAACAGAAAUAUAUGUACAUAGUUAAAAUGGAAAAAUGUUAAAUGUUAGAUUGCCAGGUAUAAAAGGUUGAUUUUUAGGUUCAUGAUAAUAAUAACUGCAAUGGCAUAAUUGUAUGGGAAGGACUAAGAGAUGCGUUGAUGCAUUAUCUGCAAUUGAGAUAAUUAUACAUUCGUAAAUAUGCUUAAAAUAUUUUAGAAUGAACAAUAAUACAAUACUAAUACUACUACUACUGCUACAACCUUGACUACUACACUACUACAACUGCUACUAUUACUGCUACUAAUAAUACAAUAGAAUAGGGUAGUAAAACUAAAAUGUUGCAGUUUAUCUUGCACCAUCAUCACAAAGAAUAAAGCUGAUGGGAACCCAACCAAUUUCUACAUUUGACACUGAUUCAUAAUUUAAAACUGGGGAUUUCAUGUUGCAUAUAUUGUACGGCAGCUUUGUAUUUAGUUUGUGAUUAAAUAGCAUAAUGAAAGCUCUACAUGAUAACUGCAGCCAGGAUGUAAAAUGCAGCUGAUAAACGUCAGAGGUCUUUACUUUGUCAUUCAUACCAUUUUGGUAGUUUUUACAGAGGAAUGAAACCUAAAGAAAAUAAUGUGUCAAGCAGAAUGAAAUACGAAUGAAAGGUGUGGUCACUGUGACGGAGCGUUGUCGUCACUGACUGUGGGCAGUGCACCGAGUUAUUAUGGACUCACACACGCACGCAGGCAGGCACGCACACACACACGCUAAACAUUCCCCCCCUGCCAGCGUCUUUAAUUACUGGGUAAACAUCGCAGCUUUUUCUCCUUUCUUCUCUGUUAUGUAGCGUAACCAAGGGUGCACACCUUGAGCUCUGUCUUUUAAUUUAAACAUACAUCUACGUGGACAUUGUUCCCUCCUCUCACCUGUCGACAGUGGGUCAUAGUCAUGCCUGCUCAUUGUGGCAAGCAAAACUGGUGGUAUGAAAAAAUUAAUCUCAAAUUGUUUGUCAUAAAUCUCUAAAAGUUUAAAUUAGUGUAAAAUCCUGGAUAAAAUGGUACCAAAAUGACAGUAAAAGGUCUUAAGAUUGAAAAGGGUCCAAAUGAUUUAAAGAUGAAUAAAAUGUGUUUUUCUCUAAAAUGAUGUAAUCAAUAACGCCCACUGGGUGGGGCUAUGUGGGUUUAAAAGAAGGAUGCCCGCUGGAGUUUGUUGCACUGCAGUUUACUUCCGAGUUGAUUUUGUGUUUCUGCUGUGGCUGUCUUGAAUGUGAAUUCAGGAGUCAUUGUAGAACUCUUGCUCUUUUUGGUUGUUGUACAUUUUUGUAAAUAGUGUUUUGGAUCAUUUUUUACCUUUCGGACAUAUUUUUGCGCUGCAUCUUGGGAGGCCGGCUGUGAUAAAUACCACCAUCACUGCAUUUUUCAACUAUGCCUGUGUUUUUCCACUAUACUGUGAUUGUUGUGAGCAAGCACCCCGCAACACUCAUCUUUUCAGGCCAAAAACAAAUUAUGGGUUAUUCAAACUGUGCAGAGACUGGUGCUUUGCUGCAUGUUGCAAAUAGCAAUAUUCAGUUGCCUUUGUCUUUCUCUCCUUCUGACAAACAAAGCGUGAUUGCGCUUCCUGUGGCUUUAGGCGUGCAGAUGCUCAACCUGCAGUCAGCCCGGCCAAUUUUGUAGAUAAGCAGACGCUCAAAUAAGAUAUGCAGACUUCCCUCUUAAUCAGUGCUCAAUCUUGCUAUCUGUACUGCUUGUGCAGCUGUCAUUAUUGGAUGAAGCCCACAGAACGAUAUCAGACUUUGCACAAAUACUUUUAUCUACCCCAUCUCUCUUGCAUCUGACUAUAUCCUCUUCCAUCUCCUGUUUGGAAACUUUGACUUUCCUCUCAGCGACUCUUGUUCUUGUUUUCAAGUCACUCUUAACAACGAUAUGGCAGAGUAAUAGCUCAGGCGAUGCACCGUGUAAUUGCUGUUCAUCUUUCAUUUAAAUCGCUUCACUUUUGCGCCGUUGAGGUAGUAUGGCUGCCUUGUGUCUGACGUUAACACACUCUGAAGGCCUGAAUUAUGAAUUCCAACCUUGUACUUGGGCAGCUGUUCUCAUCACUCUGCGCUCACAGUCUUUGAGGAGUUCUUACCCUGGCAGAGCUCUCUCUCUGGUAAUAGAUUCCAGCGGCUUUGUGACGUAAUCUCCAUCACAUGCACCCCAGGCACAUUCAGGAAAGGCUAGUAUAAUUAUUCACAGUGACAAGAAGACCUACUUGUCUUGGCCAAAAAUAAAGGGUAGUGCUGCCCCCUGUGCACCACUUAAAUAAUCCCAGUGCAUCUGAACUAAUGCAUUAUUGAUUUUAAUAUUUUUGACUACAUAUGAUUUUGCCCUAUUUUGUGUCUGAAAGUGAUCCAUUAUAUCUAGUUCAUGCUAUCUAAGAAGGAUUUCAAUGAGAAGGGACAGGAUGAACCACAUGGGCUCUGGCUUAUAUGAGGAGACAGACUGGGUCUUCUUUUCAGAGAAUUUCCUUUAUUCCUUCCUGUUGAAACAAGGCAGGAGAUGAACAGGAAGAUAAACUGUAGUAUUCUCUUUAUAUGCAAUUUUAAAGAAGACUAGUUUUUAGAUACUGGGCUGCAGAGAUGAUGAAAAUACAUAUUUAUCAUUUGGAGGUUUGCAUCAACAUACUCUACGAGCUAAAUAAGAAGUGGCCUCCAGAUAAUUUACCGUAUAUGUCUUGGCACCAUGCUUUCGGUAAAAUGUUUAGGCAGAGGAGCACAGACUUCUUCUGAGAACACCAGUUUUUGUCUGCCAUGUUUUUAGAUGUAUGUGAUGUGUUGAAAAGCUUGAAAAGAGCCACACCACCAGAGGACAUAAAACAUGCUCAGCAAAUUGCUCAACUGUAACAAUUACUUGGAGGUGAGAGGAAAUAGAAAUCCUUUUACUCUGAAAUAGACCCAGAUGACAAAUAGAGCGAGGGAUGUGAAAGCAAUCUUUUGCCAUUGGUGCUGCAUUGAUUUCCUCCUCUCAUCUCCAGUUUAUAAGUAAUGACUGUGGGGGAUAGAUCUGUUAAACUGUACAUGUCCUGGUUACAGAUGUGCCAUUUUGUGGCACUUUUCAGUAAUUUGCAUAGCUCAUAUACAAUGUAGUUUCAGUCUCAUCCAAAGAAAAUAAAACAUCUCAGUCAGAAUGCUCAUUGUCUGAAGUAUUUUCUGCACAUUGAAAGCUGCAAGGUAAUACACAGCCAAAUGGUUUAAAAUGAUGGAACUAUAUGUAUGUGCUGAAAAUACAUCCACUUCUAUCUCCUUAUUUGACUUUGGUUAAUUGUGGUUUAUUUUGUUCUUGAUUGAAGUAUUUGACACAUUAUAAAAGUGAUAAAAAAAAUCCAGUAAUUUGUUUUCAGAUGUACCAGUUCAGUUUUGCCAACCAUUUAAACACUGGAGGAAGCCACAGGACAUGCAGUGCCAGAAAAAUAAGCUUGUGGCUUUUUUUUGGUUGGAUGCCCAACAACAGUCUGAUUAAACAAAUUCUGUAUUUCUUUUUCCAGGUUGAGUAAUACCAAGAAGCAGGCGGUGCACACAGUGAUGGGGAUCUGGAUGGUGUCCUUCAUUUUGUCCACACUCCCAGCAGUAGGUUGGCAUGACACCAUUGACCGCUUUUACACCUCGGACUGUCGAUUCAUUGUGACGGAGAUCGGUCUGGGCUUCGGAGUUUGCUUUCUGCUGUUGAUUGGGGGCAGUGUUGCCAUGGGUGUGAUCUGCAUUGGGAUUGCCCUCUUCCAGACCUUCUCCAUUCAGGCAGGCCACAAAGCUGACAAGAACAAGUUCAAUGUCCCCACCAUAGUGGUGGAGGAUGCCCAGGGAAAGCGCAGAUCAUCCAUUGAUGGAUCAGAGCCUCUCAAGACAUCAUUGCAGAUCACCUACCUGAUCAGCGGAAUUGUCUUCAUCUACGACUUCCUGACUGGCUUUCCCAUACUGGUGAGUCAACCUAAACCAAUAUGGCUAAACAUAAUCUCAGUAGAGCUUGUAGAAAAACCAACCAGCUGAAGGAUUUUGCUGACUUGUCAAAAGGUGAAAUAUAAGUAUUCAAGGUUUAGACACAACAGUUUGUGACCUUUUUUGAGAGUCUCCCCAACUUUACAAAAAGAUUUAAGACUUGCUUAUCAGGUUGCAACUGUAGUUUUCUGUGUUUAUGUAUAUUUUGCAUCUUUAUCAUUGAUGUGCCAAGAAAUACAUGUAAUUUAAUUAAGAUUUCUGCACACCAAAUUAACACAGCUCAUGUCAUGACUUAACAUGCAGUAAGAAACAUAAUGGGUUCUAAUUCAGUGCCUCGUGGCGUGGCGUGGCGUGGCGUGGCAUGGCGUAGGCGGUGUAAGUUAGGUCCACAGCACCCAAGCACAUUUUGGUAUUUUGGUGAGCAGUGCAGUCCAGCGUAAGUAUCCCCACCCCCUAACUCAGCUCCUCCCAGCUGCGUAAGUAGCAAAAAGAGAGAGGAGCAGGUGUGUAACACAGCAGAGUCUUGUUUUCACCAAUCACAUCAGCUCCUCUCCUCACCUUCAAAUGUGCCACCAGCAAGGCGUAUCACAAAUUUCAUGAAGUAGUCAAAGAGAUGACUGAGGACAGUAAUGCCACACAAUGGCAACAGUAGGCAGCCUCUCAAGAAGUGUCACGGUAAGCGCUGCAGGACUCUCUAAUAAGCACAGAGGGAUUUGGUGUGUGUAAGGUUGUACCCACUGGUAAGACAAACACCCUUUUCCACAAAUAAAAACACUCACAUUAAGUUGCAUAUAUUUUAACCUCACAUGACAAAGGUGGGUUGAGCACACAAAUCACAACAUAAACAAAUUCCAAUAAUGGCAUUAAAAUCGGAACCACCAGUGCGUAAAGGAUGCAUUGUACCCUGUGGCCUGGCUCUUUCUUUCAUUGAUGUUGGAGUAUAAAUCUUAAGGACGUGAGAACAUCAAAUAAACAGGUUAUUUUAAAUGAAAGUUUAUUUCAUUUUAUUGUUCAAAUUUUCUAAGUGAAUAACUUGUCUGAUCAUGAAAAUAAAUCAUCUGGUCAGCCUUGCCACAGCAGCAGGAUGGGGAGAGGACAUGGAGACGUGUCCGAGUCAAGCUGCGCGAGAAAUAAGAGGAAGAGAGAAAGGAGGUGGGGGAUGAAUUAAAUAUCUUGUUAACCUUAUCAUGUGUGAGUGUCCAAACGCGUGCCAAACGCACUCAACAGAUAAGAUACACAUUAUAAUAUAUUGAUAUAGAUCUAAAUGUAUGUGCUGACUCAAGAUAGUUGCACAGAAUAUUGGUUGUUGUUGAUUAUAUAUUGCACUGAAAUGUGCCUGAUACUGUGAAAACUGCCUGUGCGGCAUCAAUGACAUGCCGCCAGUCUACCAAAAUACCACUAGACCAGCUAAACUCUGCCUGCGCUAAAAGCUGACCAGGUUAGAAUCGGUGAGCUUUCAGCGCACUUUCCACGCCACCGGCAGGCACGAAAAUGUCACUGCGCCAGCUGAUUCUGUCGACACCUCCUCCUACCAUGCCACCACGCCCAGCCUGGAGGGCCUCGGUGCGCCUCUGUCAACAAAAAUACCAAACUGGCUGUGCGCCAGGCUUCACCAGAUGAAAAUACCACUGCCUGAGGUGUGCCACCCUCCGCCGCGCCGCCUAUGGGCACGAAAAUAGAGCCCAAGAACUUGUAUACGUGCUCACUUAUGUUGAUCCCAGUUUUUCAAGGCUGUGUGCAGUAAAUUGUUGUGGAAACAGAAACACACACAUUCACUGUUCUACACAGUUUCAAGUGUCUGCAUUAUUCCAAAGAAAGGAAGUUGGCACGAGUUGGUCUGGACAGAAAUGUUAUGUGGAACACCCAGCAGUUUAAGUACCCACCCCAUGAAGAGGCUGUAGGCCUCAAGUGUGCUGUCCUGGUUUGAUUCCAACCUGCCUCCCUCCUGCUUUAUUUUUUUUUCUGCUCUAUCUAAUGUCCAAUCCUUGCCUGAUAACUGCAUAGAAAGCUAGAAAAAAGAAAAUCUUUAAAAACAAAUAAACCAAAAGAAAAAAACAGUUGAUGUGUACCCAGACCAGACUGUUUUAUUAUUUAUAUACAGUUCCUGUUUUUUUUUUCCUCAUCUGGGGCUGUAAGUAGGUCAGGCCAUGAGUGUGCUGCAUGUCUGUAUAUGUUUAUGUAUGGUCCACUGAGUGUGGGAGGAGUGGUAAGGAUGUAUUCUUUUUGUAAAGCAAAACAUCACAAAAAUGUCGGCCAACACUUGUGGAAAAAUCUCUACAGUUUAUGUGCACAGGUCACAGACCAAGUUUGGUAGUCAUACACAGCUUUAUCCAAGCUCUAGUGUCUAUUAAAGAGCCCUGGACUUUAAGAAGUGUUACUCCCCUCUUCCUACGAGGGAACCUGAUUCCUCAAGUGCAUUAUGACUGAGUGACAAAGGGAGCUCUAUCUUAGUGUGUUGCCAUUUGGUUGCAAAUUCUACCCUCAGGUCUCAUCCAUUUUUAACAAGUCAAUUCAUUGGUUUUCCACACAGACUUGAGAGCCUGUAGAAAGCUUUGGGCUUAUGUCUUGAAAUGCAGCCAAAACAGCCCUCCUGUCAUCUUAAAAGCAAGCCACUGCUGUGACUAUUUUCUCUUGAAAGGAAAAUGCCCUUUCACAGUUUUGUUUUUUUAUCGAAGCGAGUGCCCUCUGCUCAUGUUUAAGCCAUGAAGAUUACAGCGUGUAGUAUUCAAUCGCAUUGACCACAAAGUUAUUUCACUUUUAUGUUGAACUGGGAGAACAUUGUUUAUCAAAGGACCUCAGCUUCACUAUUUGUAUAAUUAAGUAAAGCGUUUGGGUUUUUAUAUCUUCUAUUAGUAGUAUUUCUCAUUAUUAGACUGAAUUGUCCACAUCUGAGGCAAACCAAAAAGAUGUUAAAUGUCACUAUCAGUACACACCUGAAAUGCAGAAAUGUGGAACAUUGUAAAACUAUGGAGAAAAAAAAAUUAUGUUAAUCUGUGAGAUAAAUGUUUUAUUGUUCUUAAAUCUGCAAUGCCUAAUUUUUGCCAAAGUAAACCACCAUGUGUUGCGAUGGCCUAAAACCAAAAAGCCCUUUUAUAAUAACAAUUCACAGCCUUUGACUGUUUUGAAAUGCACAAAAGAAUAGAUAAUAUUUAUGAAACUUUUCACUGAUGUUUCCAUGAUAAGUUGAUUGUAAUAUUUAAUCAACGAAAGCAUCUACUACUGUUAAUAUCUAUAUAAGAUUAGGAUAAAAUGGUUGUACAAAAGAUUUUAAAUAUCUGUAACCAUCAAUUUCUUUGCCAUGUCUUUUAAUGUUUUUCAUGUUGUUAUAAUGUUUGAUCAUCUUUGAAGGCCGACCCAAAGAUAGGAUAAUCUCUGUUAUUUUCCUCAUAUAGGAAGUCUGUCUAAAACUUUGCAGGUCCUGGCUUUUUAAGUGAUCUUAAGUUUGGCCUUGUAUACUGUAAAGAUAUUCUAGUGUUUAAUGAAUUUUAAUGUCUGCUCACCAAGAGCAAAGUAUAAACAUACCAAAAUCAAAUGAGCCUGAAAGUAAAUGUGCUUAUUUCAUGUGUAUCUGGGGAUCUCGGUAGCAGGAUCGUCCAGCCUUGGGGAAAAAAAAACAAAAGUUUUUUUUUUAUAUCAAACGGCAUUAGAAACACUUAACAAUUUCCUCUAAAGCAUCAAUUCAUAAGAAAACAUCAAUUCAUAAGAAAAUUUGAAGGUUGAGUUCACCAUUAAGCCCUUUUAGAGCCAGUGUUUGAAGAGUGUGGAUCCAGUGAGCCUCCCGCUGGAUUACAAGUUUGUCAAGGUUCCCUCCCCUGGAUAGGAGGGUGACUUGUUCAGUACCAAAGAAACGCAGUGAUGUAAUGUCAUGGUGUGCAUUAUUAAAAUGUACAGCCACAGGAUAGUCUCUGUCAUUGCGUCUUAUUGUGCUUUUGUGCUUACUGAUCCUCUGCUAUAGUUUUCUUGUUGUUUUCCAAACAUACAGGCAAUCGGCAACAUUGCCACACAGGCAAUGUAACAAGGAGAUUAAGUGUGUGGGUGCACAGGUGAUCACACAUUUGACUGGGAAUCUUGAACCUGUGUAGGGAUGAGAGAAAUUUUCAGUCUUAUGGGUAUUGUUGCACUGAGCACAGCUACCACAUGGAUAGUUUCCUUCAGGGCGUGGGAGGAGGUGUGUCUGAGGAUCUGGCAUGGAUACACAUUGGUCAAAAGUAGCACGAACUAGGAGGUCCGAAAUGUUCUUGCCUGUCUUAUUGACUAACAGGGGAGAAGCCUUAAAAACAGAGGAAAGGUCACUGUCUGACUGCAGAAUGUGUCAGUGUCAAUGUUCGUUACCUUUGUUAAUUGAGCUCUGACGUAGUGAUAAGAAGGUGCCUGCAGGUGUGAGGCCACCUCCUAUUUGACACGUCUUGGUCCUCUGAACAGAUUGUUUGCCUGAUGAAGGUCUAGAACCGAAAUGUUGCUAAUAACAUUGUUCCUUUCCUUGCAAGUUGGACAGUGUGCAGGUGUUUCCCUUUGAAUGAAUUGAUGGAUCCCUUGCUCUCUGAUGCACCUGCCCUGAAUUAUAUGUGUGCAAAGUUACAUCUCCAAAAGUUACCUCAGUAACGAGACUGGAUGAACUCUCCUAUUAAAUCCUUGUUGGUGGCAGCAGUUACUCUGGACGGAUGGGGACACAGAUGUUAAAGAACUACUACUGCUGUUUGUUGUUGAAAAAAAAAAAAACAGGGAAAUAUAUGAGUAAUUUCUUUAUUUCUCCUGGUUAUUGUACGGGGAAAGAUAGAAGAUAGAAAAUGCUGUGAUAGAGGAUAGAGACCAUCAAGCUGCUACACUGAUACAUUUGAAUUUAGGAUCAAAUGCUUAUUUCUGUUUUUUCGUAAGCUUAAAGUUGAUGUAUAAAGAUGAAGAUUACAUUCCUAGUGCAGUGCCAGAAAGAGAGCUGCUAAAGCCCUCCUUAUAACCUGAUGUAAAAAAAAACAUUUAAAUGAUUGGAAACUGUAACAUACAUGUAAAUACUAAGAAACAGAUGAACGCAACAGAAAAGAAUCACUACUGUGAGAAAACCGUUGAGAAAUUUCAUAUAACAACAAAGCUAUGAGUUAUCAUCCUCCCAAAAGUGUGUAUUUGUUGAAGAAAUUACACGUACGCAAUACAAACACUCAUUACAUAUAGUGUUUGUAUUGCGUACAAACACACACACACACAAACACACACAAACAUACACACACACAAGAGCAGGAUAUUAUUGCCGUUUUAAACAGUCUUAUAUUGAAGGUCACACACCGGUUAUUAAGUGUCUCAUUGUUAGCAUCAUGUUAUCAGUCUGUGAGCUUGAUGAGUUUAUAGCUCCAGUUGAAAACACACAGUUGAACAGAGAUAAAACUGCACCACUGAUAAGAAGCUUAAAAGAACAUAAGAAGCACCUGUUGAAAGAAAGGUCAUCAGCUGUACAAGCAACAUAACCAUAGAUUCCACACUCAUAAUAUUAUCAUUAUACCAUCAACAACCUAAUUGUGUGACAAAGUGAUGCCCCUGCUGUUCAAGGUGUAAUUAGGACAGUAAUGAGUUUUUCUUAAUAAAGUUAUCAGUGUCUUGGCCGGUGCAUCAGAGAUUAGGAUCAGAUACUGACCUGUCAGCUUUAAUGAUCGAUAAUUCGUGAUUGUGCUGAGGUGUUAACCACAUUGAACAAAUUGGCGCAAAAAUACAUCCAAUGGCUGAAUUCAGAGAUUAAAUAAACAAGCUGAUUGUAUGUGACCUUCACAUAUAAGAUCAGGCAUGGCCUUCCAUCUGUACUGCCUUUUAAACAUGUACGAAAGCACAAUUACACAAUAUCAAAUUUUAAUACCAUCUGACACAGUUACAACCAGUUCACAAAGGUUUUUCUAAGUUGACACUCAGGCAGAACCUAGAAAAAGCUCUAUUAGGAAAAGAGAGAGGAUUGGAUUAAUUAUAAAAGCCAGACUGUGCAAGAAUUCAGCUGGCACCUGUUUCCUAGUCCAAAACUUGGAAAAGGGUUCAGUCCCAAAGUAGACAUAAAGAAGGUGAAAUUGCUCAGUCAAGUCCAUGUAUUUCAUUGUGUACAGAAUUUUUAUAUGACAUAGUUAACUGCUCAGAGGACUCUUUUAGCUUUUAAGAACAAAGUACUACAAAUAAAUUAACCUUUGUACUUCCUCUGCUUAUUUAUACUUAUUAUGUGCAAUAAUUUGUAUAUCCUCCAAGUAUACAAUGAAAGUACAUUAGGGAUGGAAAUGGGUUAAGCAACCUAUUCAGCUUGUCUUCGUCUGGAGAUUAAAAACAAGGGGAAACAGCUAGCUUGUUGGACCUCUCACUUCCCCAUAUAGCUCACUGAUUAAGAGUAAUCUGCCUCAAGUUUUGUGUUGUUGACAAAUGCAAGCAUUUAAAUGAAAAACCCUGAUUCCAUUAGUCUCGUAAGUGGAAGUGUUGACCACUAUCAUGGGUAACUUAUUGAUACAGGUCUCUCACUAAACAGUUGUUUUUAUCAUCUGUACUUUCCAAAUACAAAUGUCAGCAGCUAACUUUGCAAUCAUUCAUAAAGCCAUGAUAUCGUAAAUAGACUUAAAAAUGAUCUAUUUUGGUCUUUUAGUCCCUCAACAAAAAACGAUUGAUAACAAAACAGGGUUAUAGGGAAAAAAACUGCUGCAGUGGACAUUCUAGUAUUUUCUGAGCACUGACUUGCACAUCAACAGGAUCUAUAAAAUGUAGUAGCUUUGUUAAAAUUGUCUACUGACACCUCCGUACACCAUAACAGCUAAUUUAAUCUUUGUCUAUCUCUCUUUCGAUCCCAUCCAGGUGGUGAGCUUUGCCAGUCUAAAGUUUGACCGCUCCUACAACUGGAUGGUGUUGUGUGUGCUGUGGUGCUCCAUUGUACAGUCCAUCCUUCUGCCCAUGUUCCUCUGGGCUUGUGACCGCUAUCGGGCUGACAUCCGCAUGGUGUGGGAGAAGUGUGUUGCAAUCAUGUCCAACGACGACGUGGAUGAGGGUAAGACAUUGCUAGCUGCCACCCUGUUUUCCUGCUUUCUUCACUUGAUGAAGUAAACAUGAGUAAUAAGUCCUGUGUCCAAAAAAUAUUUAAGUAUGAAAUCUUUGUAGCAGAUUUUUAAAUGAAUCUGAUUUAACAUAAUUAAAGUUACGGUUUAAGCAUAUGCACAUCUCUCUGGGUUUAGAUACAGGGUGUUGUUUUCUGGACUGUCUUUGGCUGUAGGAAUAACAGUGAAAAAUGUCAUUCAUCAACCUGAAUAGUUAUGUCUCUUUACCGAGGAUGUAGUGCUGAUGGGGAAAAAAAAGUGGGCUAAGCAUCUAGUAGGAGGGAAACAGAGGUUAGUAUGGGGCUAAGGGGAUCUGUGGUGUAUUGCCUGUUAUUUGAUUUCCACCCCUGCUCCAUGCCGUAAUGUAAGGUGUCAGUCUUCAGACAUAGAUUUGUUUGCCAUUGGUCAAUGUAUCAGCCACUCGGAUACAGCAUAUUUAACAACACCAACUACCAAUUCCCAGGAACUUUAUAUUCCUGUAAUCAUAUUGAUUAAUGAUGAAUAAAGUCAGCUAAAAUCAAAAUGUUUCUUUAAUGAAUAACAUCAACUUUGGUUAUGGUUCUGUUGCCACCACAGCUGAUUUUGCACACAGUUUUUUGUUCAUGUUCUUUUUGGGGGUAUACUGGUGCUUCUGCCUUUGACCAUUUUAAUCAAUAAAAAAACUUUUUUAUUCAUAUAGUGCCAACUCACAAUAAGUGCUAUCCCAAGUGUUAAUGAAAAAGAGAGGGGUAAGCAAGAAAGAGAUGGACAGAGGUGAAACUGAUUGAAGGAGAUGCAAGAAAGAGGCUAGAAAUAGAAUAUGACAACAAUUAUCUUAUCAGAAUCUUAUGUAGUUGUAAUAUUACAAUAUUCAGGUCAUUCAUCACAUGUAAAGCUAUUAACAAGGGUAUUUUUGCAUUUGGUUGAACUGCAUGACAGCACGACUUAAUUUGACUGUGUGGUUAUGAACGUCCCAUAGGGCCACCCUUAAUUUUGUGAUUAUUGUACAUGUUUCUGAAAAAAGUGUUAUACAGAAUACCGAGUUUGCUUUGAAUGGUUAAUACUACUAACAUGAUCUUUUUGCUGUGGCUUAAUGUUUGGAAAAAAGGGGUCAAUGUUAUCAUGUGACCUAUUAUGUGACCUUUGUUGUCAGAAAAUGAAACCGUUACAAGUGUCUGUAACACAACUCUUGACAGUAUGGUAUGUUUUUCUUUGUUAUUUUUGUCAGUGAUGUGUACUUCAUAAAAUGCUUUACUUUAUCUUGCUGUGAGAUUUAUGUCUUUACAAAGAAAAAGAAAAAAGGGUUUCCUACCUGGUAGCACUUUUUUCUUUUUCAUGCCAUUAAACAAGGCAGUCUUCCUCUACAUUGCCAUGAUAUAUGAGGAAGAUAAAAUAAAUGGUACUCCAUUUAUUUUCUAGGAUCCUGAUACACUGAACAAUUGCAGUAAAGCUGAAAAGCAUUUUCAUGUCAUUAUGAUGGUCAUAUUUCCCUCAAGUCACAAAGCAAUCUACCAUUUUUUAUCCUUAAAACUAACUGCAAUGUAAUUUAAAUGAAUGGUGUUUUUACUUUUUUGUUUUUUUAUUUCUGUUUAGUUGGAGUUUAUUUGAGUUUUGUGUUUUGUUAGAUUCCAACUAACUGCUCAGAUAUAAGUGAAGCAAAUUUCUGUAAAAUAACAGAGACGUAGAAAAAUGGCUCUUAGUAGACAUCUGAAUAAUAGAUAAAAGUAAAAGAAAUGGUCCAAGCUUUGUUUUUUUAUGACAGAGAUAUCAAAGAGGGUUGAAACUGAGACGUUUCUUCGAGGAGUCACAGACACUUAAUUUGGUCCUAAAUUAGGUCACAUGAUAAUCAUAGAAGAGCUCAUGAAGUGCAUCCAUGACUAAUUCAACAUAAAUUCAUGCAGACUGAUGACAUUAUGAACCAUUUGUUUUUCUUUCUAUUGGCAAUGUUUAAACUCAACCCAACCUGUACCCUUCUCUCCUGUUUCUAACCCUCCAAACCCUCUGAUUUCCUUCCUCUUUACACCCUCCCUAAUAACUGCUCAUUGUCCAGCAGGAGCCAUAAAACAACUCAGGGCAGGCCACAUUCUGUCUGAUAAUUAACGCUGCCAGGUCUCUGCUUUUUUCCAGAGGGCUUGCCAUGUAUAACUCAUCACAGUUGUAUGUAUAAGGAUUGUUUCCUGUUUUACCAGAGCUACUGACUUGCAUGCCAAGCUGCUUGUGCAAAAAGCUACUUUCAUCUUCCAUCUUUUUGGCCUACAUUUUUCUUAGUAUAACCAUUUUACUCCAAUCUACAAUUGAUCUUUAAGGAACAUGAACACAGUCACUGAGACCAAACAAACUUUACUGAUGAGUAGUAAGAAAUCUUGACAUUGUAUGAUUUUGUUGAGGAUAUAUGAGCUCUGGGGAUUUCAAGAUUAUUUUAGUCACCAUUUGGUUUAGUUUCUGAGUUCAGGACCAAUCUUGGGCGUUUCUCUUUUUUUUUCCCGCUCCUACAAACCAUUUGAUUUGACAAUCUUGAUACUGACAAUUUUUUAACCAAACCACAUAUUUUUAUGAGCAGACCCAUGUGAAAAGUCAACUUUCCAGAGAACAAAUGAACUUGUCUCUCUUAUCUAUUCGUCUGUCUGUCUGUCUGUCUUGUGUAUUGAGUCCGUUGCUCUCUAAUCCUGACGCUCGUGCUUUUCUGCACCUUGCAGAAAACAGCCAAGAUGGAGGAAUACAUGCCGACUUAAUAAAUGACAGACCAUAUGACUAUAGCUCGUCGCCUGAAAUCGUGACGGUAGACCGUAAUGCCAAGUAUGAGUUCUCAACCUUAGAAAGGGGGGUUCUGCAAGGGUAUCCAUUGAGGGAACAUCAGGAAGAUAAAAUGCAGUAUUUGCAGGUAUAUUUUCAUUGAUUUCCUUCAUUUCUUUUAAUUGAUCAAUUGAACUAUUUUUACAUGAAACUUCAUUGCUUAUGUGCAUGGUGAAAUGGCCUCAUUGGCCUUUACAGUAUUUUGCUUGAACUUGAAUCAUCAAGACAUUCUGUAAUGUUAUCUUCCAGAUCGUCUACUUUGUACUAAAUCAAAAAAAUACACUCUGGCUGACUAAUGUUUGGUAAAUAUGACCAUCAACAGUCCCAUCAGCAUAUUCAAUGUUCUUCAUUUAUCACUCUGUCUUGGUCAUGGACAUGCAACUGACUAAAUUUCUCUUUUGUAAGAGUUGAGUAAAUGAUUUACUUCCCGUAUUUCAGGAGCCUUCCCAAAAUUUAGGAAAGCACCAUAAACAUCACAUCAUGUUCUACCCAAAACAUAUCUGGCAUCCAUCCCAGUCUAAUGCAGAGCUGUCGGAAAAAAAAAAAACAAUCCUUUUCUUUCAACCGUAAUAAAAACCAAAAAUACCUGUUCAGACAUGCAGCCUUCUAGGACAGAAUAAAAAAUCCUCUGAUCUGCUUUGGUUCCAACAUUGAUUUGACCAUGAUUGCUGUCCCUUGGUCAGAAAUCUGAUGGAUAUUGACUAAAAUUGUAGCUUUAAUUUGUAAUUUUGAUUAAAAAAAAUCUCACUAGACUUGGCCUGCAAGACUGUGGUGAGGAUAUGUUAAUACAGAAACAAGAAAAUGCAACCCACACUAUGCUGUCUCUUAUAAACUAAUAGCUGUGUCAUCUUUGUGGCAGACAACUAAGCAAGGGCUUUGGUGUCAUCAGAAAAGUCUGCAGUCAAAACCCUUUUUGACUGCACUUUGUUAACCACUAAUAGUAACAGAAAUUAAAUUGCUGUUACGUCACUGAUGUCCAACACAAUGUAGGACAUUUCAAAUACCUUCAGACUUUUUCAGAAGCACUGAAACAGAGAUGUAUACAGUAGCUAUCACCUCAUUAGGCCAAACCACUAUCUCCAUCCAUCGCUUUGUGUAUCACAUCUCUCUACAUAGUCGUACAGUCAUUGUUUAUAAAGUAGAUUUAGCUGUGCUUGUUCUUUAUGUAUGUGUGUGUGAUGGUGAAAUAAAUAAGGUGCAUUGUUUCAAUUUUUAAUUUCAGCAACAUAAAGACUUGCUGAACUGUGACUAUGUUGACUCUGCUGGAAGGGUUAAGGCCCAGCUAGAUCAUAAGACCAACCUCUUCAAACCAUGAUCAUGUGGCACCUCCACUUGUGAAGUGGUGUGAUAACCAAAUAAAGCCUUUUUUUGGCUUUAUGGCUUUUUGUGAUGUGCAUUUGUUCCCUGUCUCUGUCCUGCUGAGACUGUCCUGCAUCCGUUCUCAUUCCAAUGCUUGUGCUGCCCUCUGCUGUUGAGGUUUCCCACAUAACACACUCAGUGCUACUGUAUCGUCUUCUGUCUCAUUUCUCUGCAUUUACUAAAAGCAACCACAGAGGGGCAGGCUGAUAUCAAUCUUGUGGCUCUUGACGUCACCUUGACAAACCCUCUCUCUCUUGCAUAGUUGUCAGAACAGAAUGGAAUGUGAGUAUAACAUGGAGAGCUCUGUUUUUUUCCUCUUUAUCUCCAAAAAAUGGAGGUAAACAGUAGAGCAGAUAUAAUCUUGUCUGCAUGUUAUUAUGUCUAAGGUAGUGUUUACAUGCCUAAGGGAACAUUUAAAUCUAAGUUGCACUUAACAUCCUGGGCAUACAACUUGUAUGUGCAACAUGUAGGAUUUGACACUGACACAACAACUUUAUCAGAGUACCGAACAUAGCACAAAUCCACAAACAUGAAUACUUUGUGUCAUGAGAAUAUUACAAGAAAGAUUUCACUUCAGCUUUAAAUAAAGAGCAGUUCAUUGUGACAGCUACUAUUCAACUACUGCAGAGUAUUAUUAAUCUUCAAAAUUCCUACAAAGAUGUUUAAUAUUCUCAAAUAAUUUUUCAUACCAUAUCAGUUGAUUAAUGUGUUCAUCUCUUUUGUUUUAAUGAAGAUCUAUUGGUGAAGUAAUUUCAGAUUUACUCAUAGACUAAAGGGUUUGGUUUGUGUGUUGUGUUCAGGUGCCCCCUACAAGAAGAUACUCCCACGACGAAACCGACAUGUGGACCAGCGACCUGAUCCCCUCAUACCUGCACCGAUGGGGCUCCACCGAGGACAUGAUAGUGAGUGCCCACUACAGCUCCACCUUGCCGCGCCACGAGAGGCGCAGGAGCAGCCUGGUCUCCUACCAGGAGGAGAGCCACCAUCAUCAUCACCAUCAUCAUCAUCAUCACCCACACCGCAAACGGCGACGCUCUGAGGAUAGUAUGCACUCCCUAAAGCACCUGCCACGUGUGGUUUGUGGAGGGGAGCGCUAUGAGGAUGAGCUGCGGUGUUUCAGCCGUGAUGAGGUGAUUAACUUUAUAGAUGAGACACCUCUGCCGAGUCCCAGAAAGAGCCCGCGGCGCACGUCCGCCAUCUCACUUAUCCCUCAUGUGUAUGAACAGCCCAUAGUCAUUCUUCCCUACUUCCCACUUACAGACUUUGACCGUGAGCCUCAAGCACUCAGGCGACUCUCUGAACACAGAAGAAGCAGUAGUCGGGGCAACUCACCUGAGGGUUCCCCAAAACCAGACAGACCUGCGACAAAGAAGGGCCCUGGAGUGUGUGAUUCAGGUAAAGACUGCCAAGAGCUCUCACGGGACAAAAAACAGCAGUGUGGAGCUGGCUCACCUGGGUGCCGUCAGACUCAGGGGCAUUCUGUCCAUAGGCUAAGGACAGGCGGGGGGACUGGGGCAGGUGCUGGGAGUGACUGGGGGCAACAGAGGCACCUAAGCAAGGCGGAGGGCAAAGGAAGCACAAACAGUUUUGUAAGCACACCAUCAGCAUCCUCCUCGGGGUACAUUACCUUUCAUUCUGACUCUGUGGGCUCUACCACCUGAAAGGAAGUUUCCCUUGUUAAUAUCAACACCAUUGGUGACCAUAACCUGUUAUCACCAUGGAAUCUUGCUAAAUUUUGAAAAAGUAACCUACUGAAUCAUUUGGAUUUGUUUUUGCCAGUAUAUUCUUGCUAGGUAUAACCACAAAUCAAACAAAAUUAUGCCAAACAAUCCUGAGAUGAGGCCUAAAUGUAAGUCUUUGUGUAGGCUUUGAAAAGGUUGGAUGGCCCUUUUCCCAGAAUUGACAUUGAAUUAUCAACCAAGGAAACUUUUUUUGCGGCACAGUCUUUAAAUGACCUGAACAUUCCCACACCUUGUUUUUGCUGUUUGAUGUUGCUUUUUAUGAAAUGUUUAAAGACUUAAGGGAGGUAGUUGUCAGAUUUGUCUUUUUUAUGUGUUUCUUUUAUUAUUGCACUCUGAAAACCUUAACUUAUAACUGUGUUUGUUUGGCACCUGAUAGCUGUGUGUUUUGUUUUAUCGGCACGUUUGCUUUAAAACAAACUGUCCAUAGAUACUAACCAAGUACUUUGAGAUCAUCUUCAGAAAAUGACUUAUUUUGCAUUCUGGUAUUUAUUUUAUUUUGAAAAUGGUGUAAAAUAAUAUUUUAAUACUAAAAUUUAAGACUCAUUCAAAGCUUUUAAGAAGCCCCCUUAAUUGAAGUACUAUAAACGUGGUUCUCCAAGGCCUAACAGUUCAGUUUGAGAUCUGGAAAUGUAAUGUGAAGGCCCCUGAUUCAAAAUGAAAACAUAGUCAUUUUAGUUUACAUGGCAUGUAUAUAUGAAGGACCUCAGGUUUAUGGUUUGGUUGUCCUUUCAAAAUUUUCCUCUCAAUUCUUAUAACUGUUUGUGUAUGUUCGUGUUAACUUUUCAUCAGACACAACAGUUACUGCCAACAAUGGAUAUUUACACAAGGAACAUCUGACCAAUACUGCAAGUAAUGGUGCUCUUUCCCUAUGAACUUAGCAUGUCAGCCUGACCUUGUCUCAUAUAUGUUCCAAUAAUGUUUUAAAGCCAAUUAUGGAGAUGUCGAAGGAUCCAGAGUAGAUGUAGCAUAACUUCAAGGCUGGUAAUGUAACUAAAUCAACAGGUAGAAACAUUGUGAACAGAUACAAAAUUGAGUUGCCUUUGAUUGGAGUAUCAAUCAAUACUCCAGAGCAAGUAAUUUACUUUUUCAAACCAACAGAUAAAUAAAGUUGACAUAUUAUUUCCAAAGUAUGUCCCAAGGCAACUUACAUUUAUUACAUUUAUUUAUUUAUUAAUACCCUCCAUUGAAUAAUAAAAGAAAUCCUUUAGCACCUUCCAGAAAAAUAAACUUAAAAUAAAAUAAACAUUACUGAAAAGCCAACCUUUCCUGGCAUGAAUGCUUUAGCAAUUUACAAACUGGGGCAGUUUACUGACCAAAAAGUGAUGAUAACUUGCUCUGGUUUGACUUCAAGCUUUGGCUUCUUUUUGCCAGGACAGUGUGAACAUGAAUGUAAUUAAACUGAUUAGAUUCUAGUUUUUCAAAGAAAUUAUUAAGACAGGAAAAAGUGAAUUUCCUUUCUCUUCGAAGAAGCUGGUUAACUUGUUUGUUACUACCUCCCAAUUGAAAUUUUUGCUCAUCAGUGGUCAUUUGAAACACUGAGUUAGAAAUGUUAUCUUUAAGUGUAGCUCUCACCAUUUCAGGUAAACCAAUACAGUUGAACAGAUUUGCUGAGAUUUGUUUGGAGCAUUACAUUUACCUGUCAAACUAUGCUAUGCCAUAGAGUUUUGCUCUUUUGUGUUCACAAUAUUGAAAUAUAAUUUUGUAACAUAUUAAAUAUAAAUGAUUUAAACAGGAAUGAUAUUCAAUGUUAUGAUUUUUUGUUUAAAUUAUGAAUCUGUUGAAAUAUAUGAUUGAUUAAAUCCACAUGAUGAUGCUUAAAGGUGUGUUUUUUUCUGUUUUUUUGCAGAUGCUGUUUACUUAUUUGAAUUUGGUUGUUGCCAACAGGAUCAUCUUUUUUCUCCCUCUGCUCUCUGUUCAUUUUUUUACCUCGAGUUGAGUGCACCAUUAUGAACUUGUCAAAGACAGAUCUUUCUUUAUGUAACACGGCCAAACAGGAAAGAAGGGUUCUUUGGCCAACUUUUUUUUUUUUUAUGAUGAUUGUGACCGAUCGGUCUCCCUGCCGUUGGAAUUAUCUAUAUGUAAGUUAGUAUAGCCAAUGUAUGAAAGAUAAUCCAGACCCGGAUGCCUUAUAAACCAUAUUUAGGUGUAGCAAAACAUUUCUGCCAGACCUUCUAUAUUGUAUAUUAAGAUUCAAAUAAAUAGGCUGAGGUGUGUGUCCAAUUUGCAUUUCUUCAAAAAGGAAAAUUAAUGAUGAAACAACAGUGAAGACAGGAUAGAUAGCCCUAAACAUUGACAUUUCUUGGUUACAAUCAUUCCAAGGUACCGCAGUAAGGCAUGAACUUUUCUGUGACAAAACUGCUUUGCAGGAUGCAGGCGGAGUUGUAAGUUGUAUGCUGUGUCUUUUCUUGAUCAUUUGGGAAGGAAAUCUCUCUUAUUGUUUCCCGCUUUACAUUUUUAAGGAACAUGAGCUUUUCUUCAGCUCUUCCUCCUCCAUCUCAGAUUUUUUGUGCCCCUCACAGUUAGCAUUAACACAAGAUCAUGAAAAUAAUACUGGAACACAAAACCCCUUUUAUUGUAGCAAAUAUACAGGGCAUGCACAAUCUAGAUUAUGUUAUGAUGACAAUGGUGCAAAGCAUAAGGCUUUUGAAGAAUGGUCUUUAUGAUCUUAUUCAGCUAAUCUCUUUAUUACUCAUCUUUUUUUAAUAUUUUGUCAAGGCCUGUUACUAACAGCUGAUCCUGAACAUCAGGGGUCUUUUUUUCUGGUCCUUCUUGAGUUUAAGUUUUCACUGGCUGACUCUUACAAGGAUAAAUACAAUGAGAAGGAGGAAGGCAAAAGUUAACAUUCACAUAGUUGUUGUUUUUUAUUAUUAGUCAACAAAUGAACUUGAAUUAAAACAACUUUAAUUCAGAUAAACUAUUAAAAAACAAAGGGGGCAUCUUUUGAGAUCAGAUUUUCUCAGUCUCAAGGCCUGAAACCAAGCAGUAGCAAAGCCUUCAGUUUCUGAAGAUAGAAGAUGAAAUUGUGUCCGAGGUUUGGAGGUGGAUGGGCGGUACUGUCAACAGAAGCAUCUCCUCUGUGUAAUGCUCUGGUUUCUCUGAGCUGGCCAACCUCUGAGCUGAGAGUCAAGAAUUACACAGCAGACUGUCACAUCCUCAUGUCAUUCUUUGGUUACUCAAGUGACAUCGUGUGGGAUAGAGACAGAAGAGCAACAGCAGCAGUCUGUCUCCAGCAAAGACAUGCAUCAGAGUGUGACUCACAUAGAGCCAGGCUUAGUGUCUGACAGGGCUGCAGAGGCCCCAGUGGAGGAAACAUCUUGAACCACGGAUGCAGGUGGACUUGAAAAUAUUGUUAACUGAACAUAGUUUGAUCUUCAAGGCAGGAAGCACAUGGGUCAGUGUUUUGUGUAUGUCUUGCACGGGUGCAUGCUGUAUUUUUUUUCUUGGUGCUGCCAAUGUGUCCACCAUGGGGAAAUUACAGAGAGCAUCAGACUCAGUUCUGAAAUGUCAACUCUGCAAAACUUUUGAGGUAUUUUUUUUUCCACCAAGAGUGGUAUGGUAAGUAGAGAUCUCAGUCUGAGAACUGAGGUAAGUGGACAGUCUUCAUUUCAUCAUCUUGUGUUGAUAGUGUCUCUUGUAAUAAUCAGUCCUUAAGGCAAAGAAUGGUGAUCGGGAUCUCUAACAUAUCCCAACAGUGUGUAGACAACUUGUAGGGUCACUUUCUGUUGAACAUUUUUAUUCAUAAAGAAGUGUUUUGUAUCUUGA
This is a messenger RNA of Xyrichtys novacula (pearly razorfish), 43394 nucleotides long. The record is from the annotation of a GenBank genome assembly. NCBI's taxonomy places the organism in Eukaryota, Metazoa, Chordata, Actinopteri, Labriformes, Labridae.